Leptinotarsa decemlineata (Colorado potato beetle) is the source of this 5245-nucleotide messenger RNA. It is a transcript of the gene cta, whose product is annotated as Guanine nucleotide-binding protein subunit alpha cta. Gene Ontology annotation, molecular function: G-protein beta/gamma-subunit complex binding; D5 dopamine receptor binding; GTPase activity. Lineage: Eukaryota; Metazoa; Arthropoda; Insecta; Coleoptera; Chrysomelidae. Gene Ontology annotation, biological process: adenylate cyclase-modulating G protein-coupled receptor signaling pathway; Rho protein signal transduction. Gene Ontology annotation, cellular component: heterotrimeric G-protein complex; brush border membrane; cytoplasm. The record is from RefSeq and is a predicted model, not a curated record.
UCGGAGCGCAAGCGCUUUCAUCAAUUCAGUCGAUCUUCUGGCUCUGUUACGGCAGGUUUAAGAAUGUAGUUGUGAAGUUCAAGUUUGCGUUUAUAAUUCGCUAAAAUGUCAAAUGUGAUGUGGUCCUGUUCGUGUUGUUUGCGGUUCAAGUUCAGCCCCGAAGAACUGGAACAACGUUACAAGAGUCUGGAAAUCGAUAAGAUUAUUGAAAAAGACAAACAGGCCAUGAAGAGACAAGUUAAGCUUUUGCUACUAGGGGCUGGAGAGAGUGGAAAAUCGACGUUCCUCAAGCAAAUGAGGAUCAUCCAUGGAAUUAAAUUUGAGAGCCAUUUAGUGAAGGAGUAUCAGCAGGUUAUUUAUCAAAACUUAGUGAAGGGAAUGAGAGUGUUGGCAGACGCUAGAGACAAACUGGGAAUACCUUGGGGUAACAAUAAUAACGUUGAUUUGGGCAGAGAGUUGUUACAGUUCGACAACAAUUUAGUUCUCGAUUCCAGGACUUUUAGUCAGUUCACACCUCUUCUAUCUAGGCUUUGGAAAGAUUCUGGCAUACUAAGAGCUUAUGAGAGACGAAGAGAGUUCCAACUGAGUGAUUCGGUUGAAUAUUUCCUCAACAACCUGGAAAGGAUAUCCAAACCAGACUACAUGCCAACAAACAAAGAUAUUCUCCACUGCCGCAAGGCGACCAAGGGAAUCACGGAGUUCGUAAUACCCAUAAAUAAUAUUCCGUUCCUGUUCGUAGACGUUGGCGGGCAAAGAUCUCAGAGGCAGAAGUGGUUCCAGUGUUUCGAUUCGGUCACCUCGAUAUUAUUUUUAGUAUCUUCCUCAGAGUUCGACCAAGUUCUUCUAGAAGAUCGUAAAACGAAUAGAUUAGAAGAAUCUAGAGAUAUUUUUGAUACCAUCGUGAACAACAUUAUAUUUUCCGGGGUGUCUAUAAUACUCUUUCUGAACAAGUACGACUUGUUGGAGAAAAAAGUGGCGAAUCCAGAAACUGAUAUUCGCUGGUACUUUCCGCAGUUCGCUGGGAAUUCUCACUCGAUGCAGGAUGUACAGGCAUUUAUUCUGGCGAUGUUCACUGACGUUAAGAGAGACAGUAAAAAAGCAUUGUACCACCACUUUACUACGGCUGUGGACACGGAAAACAUUAAAGUAGUAUUCAACUCGGUUAAAGACACAAUUCUUCAUCGCAACUUAGAAAUUCUGAUGCUACAGUGAUUAAUUUGUGCGUUAGCAAAGUGUUUCAAAAGUGUUCUGAUGUUCCAUUGGCUGUGUUAAACACAAAAUAUAUUUAAUUUAAGACUGACUAAAUUUUAAAUUAGUCUUAAUUGAUUUUAACGGUUUUUGGUUGUAGAGGAAUUUUUGAAAUGUUUACCUACCAAAAGAAGUACAAUGUUUAUCUAACCGAUAAGCUGGAAUUGGAGUAGUAUCCCAUUACUAAACUUUAUAAAAAGAAAAAACUCACAUGAUUCGUGUUGAGAUUUGAACCGUUUUCAAAGUGACAAAAAAAAGGCUCCAAAUUUCGUUAUAUGAUGCUAGAGUCAUGCAAAUAUCGAAAUAUAGAUGUAUUUCUUAUUGCAUUUUUGGAACUCUUUUCAUCGCCACGUUUCAUUUAAGGUAUUCAGUUUCAGACUCCAGUUAUAAAACUAUUUGCACCCAAAUGAAUAGUCACAUAUUAAAAAUGUUAAGUAGGGAGGGGGUAUAUAGAGGGACAGUUCUUUCUCAAAGGAAUAGAUUCGUACAGGAAUAUUUCUGCAUGAUGCAUUGCAAUGCAAUGCAUGAUGCAUUGUUGGUACAUAUAGGGACAUAGGUUUACAUAUUGGGACAACAAAAUAUUUGCACAAUAAAUAAUCUUGAACAUAAGUUUAUUCCAAAAAUAGUAACAUUUCUCCUUAUGAAUCAUUGAACAUUAUAUAGAGAAAAGUUGAAUGGAAACUGCAGUUGUUUGAAAGCUUUUUUCUGUGCCUCCAAAUAUUCUUGGCAUGGGUAACUUGCACAGAACAUUCUCUCUGCGUAUGACAUUCUCAUUUUUUGUCUGGAAUGAUGAAAGUUGGGGGUCUUUUUCAUGAUAUUUGUCAUCAUAUGAUACAUCAAUUUGACCAGCAUAAUGUUUGAUACUUUUUUCAACACAUAUUGAACCAAGACAAAAUCGGAUACUUCAAUUUGUAUGUCACUAACUAUUUUCUUCUCUUUCUACUUUUCACUAUUCAUACAUCAGUAGAAUCAUCUGAUAUUACACCUUGGUCUGGUUCACCAUCUUUACCAUCACUAGAUAUUUCCUUAACUACAACUUUUUUCUCGCAGCUCAAUUUUUUUCUCUUUCAUUCAUGUUACAAAUAACUUUCUCAACUUCUUUCUCCAUAUUUUUUUGAUACGAGGCGUGACGCUCCUUGUUCUUUCUAAUGUUUUUUUUUUUCGUCUUUUCUGCUUUCCCUCAGCAUCUGAAAUAAGGUAACAGAUGUCAAGAAGAAUGGACACAAAACAAGAGCUCACAAAAAUGGUGUGACUGUCCCAGUAAGAACCACCUGAAUUUGUCCCUUCAUCCUUAUUGAAAAUAAUCCGAAUGGCAAAAUUUAUUCGUGCAUACCUUUCAAACUAUGGAAACAACAACAAAUUUCAAAAACGUUUCACAGAAAUUGGAGGAGUAAUAAUAAUAAUAAAUCUUGAAGACAUCGAAAAAAGAUCAGCAUUAGGUUGAGCGUUGGAACAUUUGGUUAACAAGUUUUCACUGUUGAUAAUGGAAAUUGCUGUAGAUUAGUGGAAAUCUAUUCAGUAGUGAUCACUUUCGACCUAAACAAACUUUAUCUAGUUGGUAAAACAUUGCAAAUCAUUUAUUUGUCCCACUGUGUACCAUGUCCCACUAUGUACUAUGUCCCACUGUACACUACCUUUUCCUACAUGUAUUUUAGUUUCAUGGUUUUCUUUGAUUUAUUACUCCACAAUUUUUUUCUCAUUUCUGUCACUGUCAGGCUACAUCAUAUUUUGAAUAUGAUAAGCUGCAAAAAGGAUUCUACAAAAUUAAUAUUUCAUUGUUUGAUUGACAGUAUUUCCUUCUCAUCUCAAGUAAAGGUACUGUAUAGAAAUGUGUUUUUGGCAUGUAUGUCGCGUGUUGGUGGAUUUGUUUUUCUUCAGUAAAUAUUUUUAAAUUGGAUUCCUGUGAUGUACUUGUUUCAAAAACAACAAUUUUUCUGAGUCAAUAUUUUUGUUUAAUUCAUUGAUUAUUUCAUUAUGUUGUCUCUACUAUGCUUUUUAAUGGUGUGGGAUUCUGCACUCAUACUCUGGAAGACUGAUCUCAACUUGCAUUUGUAAUUUGGCAGGUAUACCAACUUGCCUAUACGUUUUCUAUCCACUUACUUGCAGGAUAUAGUUGUUCCAAAACCUUCAUGGAACUUUUGAGAAUUACAAAAAAAUAACUACUGUCUUUCAUUAAAUUCUUGGGGACAACGAAAAUAUCUUACAUUCACUACUUUCACUCGAAUGGAGAUGUUUUUGUAUUCUGGUUGUUGAUUGCUCUGACUUGAGAUUUUUUUUUCAAAUGACCUGGUCUUAUUAAAUUCGUCAUCACAUCCUAAUAUUGAUGAAAUUAUUUACUGAAAAAAUGCGGGAAGAGGCUUUGCUCAAGGUAUAUCUUAGACUCUAGCAUCAAACUACAUAACAUUGCAGAUUUUGAUUGUUUUUGUGAAUAAUUGGUAUUGCAUUGUUUUGAAACUUUUAUACUUUUAUAUAUUGAGUGAUAUUUAUGUUUAGAGUUACAAUAUUUACAUGAACACUCAAAAUACAGGUUAUACAUAUUUUAAAAUUUUAGUCUGCAAGUGAAUUUAUUAUUUUGGAGUUACAAAAAAUAUAUAUACGGACACUUUGAUGUUUAGUAUAUAUUUAUUCAAUGAACAUAUGAUUGUACUGGGAUGCUACCUACAUCUUCACGAUUCUUCAUAUACCGUGCCAAGUGAGGUCUUCCCCUUUGUGUUAUUGAAAUUGAUAACGUUUUUCAUUUGCAUGCUAUUUUAUGAAUAGCUGAUUUUAUGAAACGAAAAAUUUCCAUAUUCUAUUUGUAUGGUUUUUGUGUGGCGAAGACAUUUGAAAACAGUUUAGUGUGUUAGAACAUAUCAAGAAAACCAAAAAUAACUUCACAAAAUAUAACUUGUUAUUGACCAAAGAUAAUUCUCAGAGUUUGAGAUAUUGUGUGAAACAUUCUGAAGUUUCUCUGAUAUUUAAGUAAUUUUAUAUUACCCAUGUAUCUACUGAAAUAAUGUAUAUUAUAUAACGGCUAAGUUUUUAUAUAUUUCACCAACAGAUAUUCUUUGCAUUAUCCAACUGCCAAUGUGCCUCGAAGAUGUAAUUUUAUUUUAGAUGUACUUGAUCAUGGAUGUGAUACAGUUUUUCCAUCAUGUAAAAGUAUGCUUCUGCCGAAACAAUUUUUCUUAUAUUUUCUUUACAGAAGAAACAAAAAGUGUGAGCGACUAGUACUGUAUAUAUUUGUAAAUAACUUGAGAAAUUUUAUUUUCAUACAAAUAUAGUAUUCAUCAAAGAGUGUAAACCGUGUCAAAGAUAUUUUGUGGGUUUUUCAGCUGUGAUCUGCGAAGUUUUGUCUGACGUUUCGCCUAAAGCUACGGUAUAAAUUAUCGAAGGCGAUGAAGCACCCUAGGAAGUGUAUUUUCUGCUCUGCAGACAGCACAGUGGCAACUCGAGCACAUCGCUUUUGAUAUUGUAUACCGCAGUCGUAGACGAAACGUCAGUCAUGAUAACCUGCAAACAACAGCUAACAAGUUCAAAAAAAUAGAUUUGACACAUAGUAUUGAAAAAGGCCUUCCAUUCAAGAGAAAAUGGGGCAGCUUGUACGAUUGUGUGUUUAUAUGUUCAUAGUAGAAAAACAAAUUUGAUUGUGAAAAGUUUCAUCUGAUUUAUCACGAAGUUUUCCAAAGUCUUUAACUUGGUGGGAUGAUUCAUUUCAAAAUGUGAAAUGAUUUGUUGCAACUGGGUUCAUUCACUCGUUAUUUAUAAGUUCCAUAAAAUAUGUUGUGUACUCAGGUUAAUAUAUCAUAUUGCAUAACUUUUGGGAAACUUCCAAUACAUUACUUGUGAAAAGCAGUAAAAUAUUUACAGGAAAUACUAUCCAGCGUGCCUUUUACCAUGGAAUCUGAAGAUGUAUUAAUUUUGUAGAUAAGCUUACAUAGCUUUUUAAUGAUUUGUACAGAAACAUUUUAUUUCUAUAAAAUAUUUUUCUAUUUGUUAAUAAAAACUAUUAUAUGAA